Molecule: messenger RNA, 1767 nt
Organism: Physella acuta
Lineage: Eukaryota; Metazoa; Mollusca; Gastropoda; Physidae
Biological process (GO): peptidyl-proline hydroxylation to 4-hydroxy-L-proline
Cellular component (GO): endoplasmic reticulum
Molecular function (GO): procollagen-proline 4-dioxygenase activity; L-ascorbic acid binding; iron ion binding
Source: RefSeq, a predicted model, not a curated record
CACACACCUUAGAUAUUCAAACAGUUGCUUCAACUUGCCACUUAUCUCAAGUCAUUUCGCCAUUUAUCUCUGCAGCAAACGGGAUGGCAAGAAGAAGGCUGCCCAUCAAACCCAGCUCUCCACAAGGACCAGGCCUUAAGAUCAAACACGAGGCGAUCCAAGCUGAAGCAGGCUCCACAUCCAGUUUAAACUACACCAAGCUCAUCUUUCUCGUCCUUCUACUUGUUGGAAUUACUGGGGUGCUCUACUUUCCGAGGAUUGUUUCGUUCGUCGGUAGAUUUACUGGUGAGAUCUCGACAAAUCUCGCUAGCAAAGUGAAAUUGCGAGAGCAGGAAACAUCCAAUAAAAAUGGUGGAGUUCAGAACGACAAUUUUAUAGAUGAGGACUUGGAACUUGAUGGUCAUCUUGAGGAUGUAGGGGAAUAUCAGUCUAACAGAAUACAAAAUAUUCAAAGUGAAAAAACUGAUUCACGUAAAAGUGAUAGAAAUAAAGAAAAAAUAAUAACUAAAGAAACAAAUAAAGUUGAAGACAAACGAAUAAAACAAGCAGACAACGAACAGAUUCGAUCUAAAGACGAGCACUUAAUAGGACGGAAUGGCAAAAGUAAGCCAAUCAUCUUAAGUGGUGAAAACAAUCAAAUCGUGUUAGACCCAUCGCAGAUCAAGUUUGUAGACGCUCCAUCUGAAGACAGUCAAAGCUCUGCUUCCCGUUCUUCCCAAAAAACGACACCAAAGGCCCAAAGUAAAAUACAGAGAAAAGAGGCUAGCGAAAAGGCGCAGCCGGACACCCGUAAAGUGGAACAGGCGGGACCCGACUUGGAUGAAGAACUGAAAAACUUUGUUCCCACUCUACAAACAACAUUUACACCAAAGAAGAUUUUUGCAGACGGCAGAAGAAUACCGCCAGUUGAGUUGCUGCCAGAAAAGCCAACAAACAGUAGUGUCAAAGUGUUUUUAUUCGACGAAUUUUUAUCGAACGAGGAGUGUGAUGGUCUGAUGAGAGCUCACGACAACCACGUGAAGGCACAAAGCAAACAGCCCCUGCUCUGCUUCGAUUCUGUAGACACCCUGAGGAAACACAUCUCAGACGCCAAGAUGAAAGUGAAAGUAACGCCCAACGACUUCACUGCAGGGACUCGUUGCAUCAACUCGAGCUUCUCGGCUGAGCUUAGUUUAAAGCUGAACAGCAACUGGAGCUACAGCACAGCUUUCUACCCGGGGGAAAGCGUGUUUUCCAAGAUUGCAAGUGAGAGAAUCAAUCGAGCUAUGGGGCUUGAUCCAAAAACUGGAGGGAAAUUUCAAAUCACAUCUUACCCAGUUGGUAAAGCAUACAAAGAACAUACGGACUGUCUGAUAGGAGGACAGGACAAGCGAGAUCGUGUGGCCACGGUGCUCAUGUACCUCAACAAUGUUGAAGAUGGCGGCGAGACUAAGUUUCCUGAACUCGGCAUCUGGGUCAAACCAAGGAAAGGGCGAGCACUGGUGUGGAAUAACAUGAGCCCUGCUGGAGACUGCGAGCCCCAUUCAAAACACGUGGCCUCGAUGGUCAAGACGGGAACCAAGUACAUCCUCAUACGAUGGUAUUAUUAUACAACAUUCUACUCGAUUGGCCGGCGUCCUGCGCCUCCACAUCUGCCAGCUCGAGACAGUGAUCAGCCAAUGGUGAUGUGCGAUACAUACAAUAGUGGUAGUUGCCGGUGGUACGAUGAAUGGUCGUAUGAACCAUUACUGGAGUAUGAAAAAAAUAAACUUACACUUAUUUAACCAA